AUGAGGGUAGCUUUGCUUGGAAGGAACAAACUGGGAUUAGUGGAUGGAUCGUGCAAUAAAGAAGUGUUUCCAAAUGAGAUGGGAAAUCACUGGGAGAGAGUGAACACAGUAGUUCUUUCAUGGCUUAUGAAUUCAGUGGAAAAAGGAUUAUUAGGAGGUAUAAUGUAUGCCUCUAAUGCUCAAGAAGUAUGGGAGGAACUUUUCGAAAGGUUCAACAAAAUUGAUGGUUCAAGAACUUACAAUUUACAUACAGAGAUUGCAACACUGAGUCAAGGUACAUCUAUAGUUUCUGCAUAUUUUUCUAGAUUGAAAAACUUAUGGGAAGAGUUUGAAGAUCUUGUUCCAAAUCCCGGUUGUAACUAUCAUAGAUCCAAAGAUUUUGUGGUACAUCUUCAAAAAUUAAAGCUGUUUCAAUUUCUUAUGGGUCUAAAUGACUCUUAUAAUAAAGCAAGAAGUCAAAUCUUGCUAAUGAGUCCUAUGACAUCUGUUAAUCGGGCAUAUGGAAUGAUCAUUAGUGAUGAAGGACAAAGGUCUAUAGCUGCAAACACAAGAAUCUUGGGUCCAAAUCCUGCAGCAAGUGGAAGUAAUAUUGACAUGGCUAUGUUUACAAGAAAUGGUACUAAUAGAUACAAGAGGAAUUAUAAUGUACAAUGUGAGUUUUGUAGAAUGAAGGGUCAUACCAAAGAAGGGUGUUACAAGUUGGUAGGAUAUCCAUCAGAUUAUAACAAGCUUAGGAAAAAAGAGUGCAGACGAAUAGUAAUGGAUAUAAUUCAAAUGCAAGAGCUCAUAAUGCAAUCACUGAUAAUCAGUUUCAAGGGUCAGAAAAGUGUGCCACAAAUGAGAAUAUAG
Molecule: messenger RNA, 849 nt
Organism: Solanum lycopersicum (tomato)
Lineage: Eukaryota; Viridiplantae; Streptophyta; Magnoliopsida; Solanales; Solanaceae
Source: RefSeq, a predicted model, not a curated record